This is a messenger RNA of Populus euphratica (Euphrates poplar), 1239 nucleotides long. RefSeq names its product arginine-glutamic acid dipeptide repeats protein-like. The transcript has 2 exons. The coding region runs from base 271 to 1197 and encodes 308 amino acids. The record is from RefSeq and is a predicted model, not a curated record. NCBI's taxonomy places the organism in Eukaryota, Viridiplantae, Streptophyta, Magnoliopsida, Malpighiales, Salicaceae.
UAUUCUGCCAUGGGAAAGGGAAGUUAUUGCUGAAGGUAGCCUUGUUGCCAAUAUUAUUUACAAUUUUUCUCUAGAUCUCCCUGCAGAAAUAUGGUUAUAACAGAGAGGGGUCCACAGAAACGAUUUAGCAAUACCACCAACUACUCGUUUGAGGGAUGCACUUGUAAUGCUUCUUAACAUGGCAAGUUAUUGCAGGUUCAAGGUGGUGUCCAAGAUUUGAGAGAUAAACAAGAGAUAGCGGAGGCUCAGCUACAACUGGCAAAGCUUCAAAUGUCCAAAAAUAACCAGCAAGUGGAAAAGCAAAAUGUCACUGGUCAAGCAUAUGAAGCACCUUCAUUGGUCUCUCAGCAAUCCCAUCAGCUGCUUCCUGUUCCAGCUCCAGCAACACCUGUUGCAACAGCACCACAGCUUCCCACCCAGCUCCUCCAGAACCAGACGACCGCCCCCUCUGUUCCAAAGCAAGAACCUUACAAUCCACUGGUAGUUCCUACUCCAGAUAGCACAUAUCAGCAAUACCAGGUUCCUCCAGCUCAACAGUCACAACCAAUACCCUAUAAUCACCUUCCUUGUCAACCAAUGCCUCAUUUUCCCCAAAAUUCACAGCUACCCCAACUGCCUCAAGUGCACCCAGAUUCCAGUAUGGUUAAUCCUCAAGCCCAUUAUCCAUCAAGCCUUCAUACUGAAGUUCCUUAUUCACCACCUCAUAGCAUCUCUCAGCCACCUGGCAGGUCUCCAACUCUCCAACAGUAUAAUGUGGGUUCUACCCAGCAGAUCUAUCCUCAACCCCCAAACAGGCAUUAUGUAGAGUCUACUCUUGCAAGUUUGCCAGCACAUGCGAAAACAAACAUUAUGGACUCUUACCAUUAUGGUGCUUCUCCAUGCAACAAUGGCAUUUCAUCUAUAAAACCAUCGCAACCCAUACCAUCUCCUCCAGUCCUGACUGGUGAAAGCAUUUACAAACAAUUACCGACUGCCCGUCUACUGCCGAAUGCUAUACCAUCUGCCUCUAAUGUGGAUGCUGGCUCAGGAUCAGGUUCUGGUGGGAGUGGAAACAGGAUACCAGUUGAUGAUUUUGUUGACAGGGUUGCUACGAUGGGAUUUCAUAGAGACUUGGUGAGAGCAACAGUGAGAAAAUUGAUGGAGAAUGGGCAGUCAGUUGAUUUGAAUACUGUGCUAGACAAACUGAUGAAUGGGUAACCCUGCCACAGCGGGGUGGAUUCAUACAUUGAAGUUAUAUGU